Molecule: messenger RNA, 687 nt
Organism: Guillardia theta CCMP2712
Lineage: Eukaryota; Cryptophyceae; Pyrenomonadales; Geminigeraceae
Exons: 4
Coding region: 1-687 (228 amino acids)
Source: RefSeq, a predicted model, not a curated record
AUGCCGACUCUGUUUCUUCGUCCAGCCUCUGCUCUCACAGAGGCCGAAGAGUUUGAGAAGCUGCAGAGGAGAGCAGCAGAGCUGAGGGAGAUCUUUGAGAGUCAGAAGGCAGCAAACUCAAACUUGCCGACUUUGCAGGACAGUGUAGCUAGAGACAAAGUUGCCAAGGGCCAAGUCAGCGGCAGUAAGCCCGAGGAGUCGAAGCUGCUGCCCUCGCCGAGCCUGACAUCGGUGGACGUUGCAAAGCUGCUCAUCGCUGCCAUGCAGAAGAAUGACAAGCCGGCGCCAGACAGCGGGUUAAAGGCAGUGUUGAGGUUCUCAUCGGAGAAGAAUCCAGUGAAGUCGAUGCCAGAAGAUCGCUUCUUCAACAUGAUGAAGAACUCCAAGUACAGCAUCCUGCUAGCCGACGAGUACAGCUUCAGUGUUGCGAAGGCGGACGAGGGAGUUUCAAAGGAUGACGGAGAGCCUUUUCAAGUUCUGGAUGUGAAGAUAAAAGCUCCUUACAAGAAGAUGCUGAUGAAUGGCAUGCAGUUCGAAGACUUUGAGAGCCUUGAGAAUGACAAAGAGAAUGUUCAAGUUUCGAUGAAAUGGCAAUUCAGCAAGAGCAAAGAGAGCAAUUGCUGGUUGAGCGAUACUCUCUAUGUGGUCAGCUCUUCAAAGAAUGAUGCCUGGAGGGCGCUUGUGUAA